Messenger RNA from Scomber scombrus (Atlantic mackerel), 1959 nucleotides. It is a transcript of the gene glb1l, whose product is annotated as galactosidase, beta 1-like. Gene Ontology annotation, molecular function: beta-galactosidase activity. The transcript has 16 exons. Bases 17 to 1948 code for a protein of 643 amino acids. Gene Ontology annotation, biological process: carbohydrate metabolic process. Gene Ontology annotation, cellular component: vacuole. The record is from RefSeq and is a predicted model, not a curated record. Lineage: Eukaryota; Metazoa; Chordata; Actinopteri; Scombriformes; Scombridae.
ACCAAACUAGUGAUGGAUGCGUUUUAGUUUCAGACGUCGCAGGCAGGCAGCGGAAAUGGCUGCGAGUGUUUUCCUCUUCGUCGCAGUGAGCCUCGCCUGUUUAUCUGUCAGUGGGAACUUGGUGUCCGGAAAUAAAUCUUUCACCAUAGACUAUAUAAACAACUGUUUCCUGAAAGAUGGGAAGCCUUUUCAGUACAUCUCAGGCAGCAUCCACUACUCCCGAAUCCCCCAGUACUACUGGAAGGAUCGGCUUACAAAGAUGUACAUGACUGGACUCAAUGCGAUCCAAGUAUAUGUGCCCUGGAACUUCCAUGAAACAGUACAGGGGGUGCACAACUUCACAGGGGACCGAGAUUUGGAGCAUUUCUUGGAUCUGGCCAAUCAGACAGGCCUUCUUGUCAUCCUGCGUCCAGGUCCUUACAUCUGUGCAGAAUGGGAAAUGGGUGGAUUGCCAGCAUGGUUACUAAUGAAACCAAACAUUGUGCUGCGCUCAGCUGACACAGAGUAUAUGCAGGCAGUCAGCAACUGGCUUGCUGUUCUCCUCCCCAAAAUAAAGCCAUGGCUCUAUAUAAAUGGGGGUAACAUCAUUAGUGUCCAGGUUGAAAAUGAAUAUGGGAGUUACCAUAUGUGUGACUACAACUACAUGCGUCAGCUGCGGUCUCUGUUUCGCUACUUUCUGGGUGAGGACACAAUCCUGUUCACCACUGAUGGAAACACAGACAAAGAAAUGACCUGCGGUAGUCUACAAGGAAUAUACGCCACAAUAGACUUUGGCACAGAAAACAACAUAAGUGAUGCCUUCGCCCGGCAAAGACGUUUUGAACCUCGAGGCCCCUUGGUGAAUUCAGAGUUCUACACUGGCUGGUUGGACCACUGGGGAGAUCAGCAUGCUGUGGUUGAUGCUCAGAAGGUCAGCAGAAUGCUAGGAGAAAUGCUAACCAUGGGGGCCAGCGUCAACAUGUACAUGUUUGAAGGAGGUACUAACUUUGGCUACUGGAAUGGUGCUGAUCAUGACAACAGGUUCCGCUCAGUAGUGACUAGUUAUGAUUACGACGCACCGCUGACUGAAGCAGGAGACCCCACAGAGAAGCUAUUGGCCAUCAGAGAUGUCAUUAAGCAGUAUAGAGAGGUUCCCUCUGGACCCAUGCCGCCAGCAACUCCUAAGUUUGCCUAUGGCUUUGUGACUCUGAGAAAGAUAGGUAACUUUAGCAGUCUGCUGAAGACCCUCUCACCCAUGGGGCCAAUCCAAUCCCAGUACCCUCUGACGUUUGAACAGGUGAAACAGUACUAUGGAUACAUGCUGUAUCGCACCACGCUGCCCAGGGACCUCUCAGGGCCCACACCACUUAUCUGUCCACUGAAUGGGGUUCAUGACCGUGCAUAUGUGUCCGUCAAUGGGGUUUACCGGGGUUUGCUGGUGAGAGACACUACGCUGGUGAUGAACAUCACUGGACAGCAGGGGGACACUCUGGACGUCCUCGUUGAGAACAUGGGCAGGGUUAACUUUGGCAGCAAGAUCAAUGACUACAAGGGCCUCUUGAGCAACCUGAUCCUGGGUAAAGACAUACUGACUGACUGGAAGAUCUACCCUUUGGACAUUGAUGGAGCCAUCGCUGGUGGAUGGCCUCAGUCCUCCACUGCUCGGGGGAAGGAACCUUCAGUCGGACCAACCUUUUACACAGGAACAUUAGAGCCCAAUGGCCUGGCACGGGACACCUUUCUCAAGCUCCCUGAAUGGACUAAGGGUCAGGUUUGGAUUAAUGGAAUGAACUUGGGACGAUACUGGCCAUCCAGGGGCCCUCAGCAGACCCUUUACGUCCCUGGACCCCUGCUCAGCACCACCAUGCCCAACAACAUUACAGUGCUGGAGCUGGAGGGGGCACCAGCACACUUAAGGGUUCUUUUUAUGGACUGGCCUCAGCUCAGUAUCACUGCUAAAAAGCCUUAACAGAGUUUUCU